Molecule: messenger RNA, 2052 nt
Organism: Fulvia fulva
Lineage: Eukaryota; Fungi; Ascomycota; Dothideomycetes; Mycosphaerellales; Mycosphaerellaceae
Product: Non-reducing end beta-L-arabinofuranosidase
Exons: 4
Coding region: 1-2052 (683 amino acids)
Biological process (GO): carbohydrate metabolic process
Source: RefSeq, a predicted model, not a curated record
AUGGCUUACCCUCAGACCGCAUUUCGCGCUGUUACCGUCCACGACGAUUCGCUUAUUGGCAGACGCAGACAAGCCGUCGUCAAGAACACCUUACUGUAUCAGCUGGAUGUGCUGAAGAAGACUGGCAGGUACGAUGCCUUCAAGCUGAAGUGGCACCCGGUCUACGAUGAACCACCUCUCAUCUGGCCUGUCCCCAAUCACCUGUUCUGGGAUUCCGAUGUGGCCAAAUGGAUCGAGGGUGCAUGCUAUUGCCUCAAGCAGCAGCCCUUGCCAGAGAUCGAUGCCGCCAUUAAGGAAUUGGUUGAGAUGAUUAGAUCAGCCCAGCAGCCUGACGCGUACCUCAACAUCCACUACACAGUCGUUCAGCCUGGGAAGAGAUUCACGAACUUGAAGGAUAUGCAUGAACUAUACAACGCUGGUCAUCUGAUAGAAGCAGCUCUUGCACACAACAAUCUUUACGGAAACGAUCAGCUACUGGCUCCGAUUGUGAAAUACGUUGAACUGCUGUGCAAGACGUUCGGCCCGCAUUCUUCCCAAACACACGGCUAUCCUGGACAUCCUGAGAUCGAACUUGCUUUGCUACGUUUGUACGAGCGCACCAACGACCCAAAGCAUCUGGAACUAGCAAAGUAUUUCUUGACUGAACGAGGCAACCCAAAAGGUGUGGACGGUACCAACUACUUCUUGUGGGAAGCGCAGCAGCGUGGCGAUGAUCCAGACAAGCGACCAGCAUUUUACUCCGAACCACAAAGUCUUUGGUACCAUCAGGCUCAUGCGCUCAUUGCGGAUCAAGCAACAGUGGAAGGGCAUUCUGUCCGCGCAAUGUACUUACUCACGGCCGUGGCCGAUCUGUGCCGGAUUGAUAAAGGUGACGAACUGCAGCCGCUACAAUCUGCACUCUUCGGCCUGUGGGACAACAUGACACGGAAGAAGAUGUACGUGACCGGUGGAAUCGGCGCCAUCAAGCAAUGGGAAGGCUUUGGACCUGAGUACUUCCUGCCUCAGGGAACAGAUGAGGGCGGUUGUUAUGCCGAAACCUGUGCCGCUAUUGGCAUUAUGAUGCUGGCACAACGUCUCCUACAGGUAUGUGGUCACAAUUCAUCAUGGCCACUAAAUUUGACAGAUGUACAGAUCGACUGCAAUUCGCGAUACGGAGACGUCAUGGAGUUGUGCCUGUACAAUGCGGUCUUGACUGCAAUGUCGCACGAUGGUAAAGGCUUCACAUACGUUAAUCAGCUGGCUUCCAGCGACACAGAUCUAUCAAAACGAGAAGACUGGUUCACUGUCGCCUGCUGUCCGCCAAACAUGCUUCGAGUGCUGGGAUCAAUAGGCGGUUACAUCUGGAACUUGCAACAGAACGACGAUGCCCGCCCCGUCGUGACAGUCAACCUAUACAUCUCAAGUACAUUGGAGACUGAGAUCACCGGACAGCCACUGCGCAUCACUCAGAAGACCGACUAUCCCUGGGAUGGCACGGUCGACUUCGACGUUGGAUCAAGUGUGCCUGGAUUGGAACUGAGAGUCCGCAGCCCAGCAUACGCUUCCUCGCACGACAUCAGUCCAGCUUGUCCGGGCGCUCAGCUGCAGGACGGCUACCUCUCCCUCCCCGCAGACUGGCUCGCCGAGCACAAGAAGUUUACUUUAUCGAUUCCGUUCAAGGCACGAUGGGUUGCACCACAUCCUUCUACGGAGCAGAGCACGAUUACACUUGCUAGAGGGCCCGUCAUCUACUGCGUUGAAGAUUACGACAACAAUUGGGUCAACGAUCACUUCAGAGGACUGACCAUUGAUCACAACGCCGCUUUGCACGAAGAGAAGACGACAGACGCUACCACAGGUGACAGCUAUGUCUCAUUGAUACUGAAAGACGGUGCUCGAAACAUUUCUGCUGGGCAGAUACCAGCCUACCCUUCCGUUGGCGUCGAGGACUUGCGCUCGGCCAUACAGCAGGCUGAGAAGAUAGAAUGCCUGCAUUUCGUGCCGUACUACUUCCGAGGCAAUCGCGGAGGCAAAGGGCAUAUGCGAGUUGGUCUCAAGCGCUCUGAACAGUGA